GGAAGGCAUUUGAGGAACGUCGGCAGGAGCGGGCGGGCAGCGUGGACCCUCGGGAACCCUCCCUCGCUGGGGAAACUGAGGCAGGGAGUGGGGACACCCCAUCCUGGGGGACUCGGGGGUCUCACCGCACCCCGUCCCCUCGCAGUGAGCGAGUGCCACCCCCGUCCCCCGUGAGCCCGGCCAUGCCCAGCGCCGCGGUGCCACCGGGGGGGCUCCCCAUGAUCCCGGCCGAGGGCUCGGCGCUGCUGCGCGCUGUAUCCCAAGGGAAAUUCCGCCUGACCCGCCUGCUGCUGGAAGGGGGAGCCUACAUCAACGAGGGCAACGCCGCGGGCACCACGCCGCUGAUGGCAGCGUGCCGGGCCGGCUACGCCGAACCGCCCGAACAGCCGCGGAUGGUCCAGUACCUCCUGGAGAACGGAGCCGACCCCAACAUCCCCGACAAAGCCGGCAAAACCGCGCUCAUGCACGCCUGUGCCGAGCGAGCCGGCCCCGCGGUGGUCGCCACUUUGCUGGCCCACGGUGCCGACCCCAGCGCCCGGGAUUACGGCGGGGGCUCGGCGCUGGUUUACGCCCUGGAGCGCGGGGACCGGGAGACGCUGCAGGUGCUGCUGGACGCGUGUCGGGAGCGCGGGCGCGAUGUCAUCAUCAUCACCUCGGCCACGUCGCCCCGAGGCACCAAGACCACCCGGCAGUACCUGAACUCGCCGCCGUCGCCCGCUCUGUGCGCGUCCCCGUCGCAGGUGCAGGUGCGGGCGGCGGCGUCGCCGGGAGCCACCGGGAGGGAUGAGGAGCGCGAUGUGUUCCGCUUCCCACCCGCUCCAGAACCGGCCCGGGCCGGGCCCAAGCGGCAGCUGAAGAGGCUGAACUCGGAGCCGUGGGGGCUGGCGGUGCCGGGGAUGCGCGGGGGACACUCGGAGGGGACACAGGGAAGCGCGGAGGGGACACAGGGACCCCCAGAGGGAGCACGGAGAGCCUUAGACGAGAUACUGGGACCCCCGGAGGGGACAAGGAGACCCUUGGAGGGGACACGGGGACCCUCAGAAGGGUCAUGGGGGUCUCCUGAGGGGUCACCGGAAGGGACAUCGGUCCCCCCGGAGCGGCUGGCGGCGGGGCUGGAGGGGCUGCGGUUGCGCCCUCGCCGGCACAGCGUGGAGGGACGCGAGGUCUCCGGGCUGCCAGCAGCCACCUGGGCAGAACGCGUGCCCCCCGCGCCCGCUCCGGGGCGUUUCCCUCCCGAUCCUCCACGGGGCAAACCUUUACGCCGAGAACCUGCCAACCCCGAGCUAGGCACCCCUCCCGGGCCGCUCCGGCACGGGGCUGCGCUGCUGGAGCGCCGCGGCUCCGGAACGCUCGCCCUGGAGCCGCCCGGGCCGGGCAGGGCCGGGCUGCUGCCCCCGCUGCCCCCCCGAGCGCUGCUCCGCCGCCACUCCAUGCAGCCGGAGGCGCUGCGGCACCUUCGGGGGCUGGCUCCCGAGCCUGGCUCUUAGGGACCCCUCCCCGGCGUUCUAGAGACCCCCCCACCCAAAGCUAGGGUCCCUUGGGGAAAGCCUCGCCCUGGGUGGGGGUUUGCUCUGAACCCUGCUGAGGGUCGACUCUUCCAUCCCUCUGUCGGCACAAACUCUGCACGAGCCCGAAUUUGGGGAGCUGGUGGGUGCACCCCAACUCCCAGGCCCCCCCCACCCCAGUAUCCUGCUCCUGCCUCAUUUUCCCAGCAGCUUUUUCCCCCAGGGUCUGGCAUUAAAGGCCCCAGGGCAGCUCAGUGGCUCUGAGUGGGCACAUCUGUGGGCUUGGGGGCACAGCUGUUGCAUCCCAAUGCCAGUUUUAAGUGGAAAAAAUGGUUUUUCAAGACCUGAGUUGUUCUAAUGCCAGGCUGAGAGGGAUCCUCAGGAUCCUUGGGGAUCCAGCAGCUUGGAUGGAGAAGGAUUUUAGGGAAAGGGGCUUGGGAGAUUUAAUGAAGGACAAAGAACAAGAAGACAAACUUAGACAAAAUCUCGUUAUUUGACACAAAACAAGGAAUGCCCAGUGGGAUAAAUACCAUGGGAGAUUUAGAGACCAUUUGCCUGGGGCAUGGAAGAAACUCCCAGAAUAUUCUGGGAUGGGAGGCUGGGAGGGAUCCCCCCAAAGCCAAGGGAAAUCCCCCCAACCCUCAGAAACUGCUGCUUCCCUCAUACUUGUCCUUUGAAAACAAUAAAAUUCCAUAAAACCCACAUUCCUCCAGGGAUGAGGAGCUGGUUUGGCUCCUCGAGGCUGUGUACAGAGCCCAGUUUUCCCAGUUUCCCCCCAGUUUGGAGGUGGAACACCAAUGGGUGGAGGUUUGGAUCCAUCACCGGCGGCGUCGGUCCGGACUGCGGCUCCGCCGGCGCCCGCCCCUGGGAAACAGGGAAAAGGUGGGGAAGGGAAAGGGGAAAAAAAGGGGAAAAAAAGGGGAAAAAAAGGGGAAAAGAGAAAAAGGG
Messenger RNA from Pyrgilauda ruficollis (rufous-necked snowfinch), 2453 nucleotides. Its product is annotated as ankyrin repeat domain-containing protein 34A-like. The transcript has a single exon. The coding region runs from base 183 to 1487 and encodes 434 amino acids. Gene Ontology annotation, molecular function: protein binding. The record is from RefSeq and is a predicted model, not a curated record. Lineage: Eukaryota; Metazoa; Chordata; Aves; Passeriformes; Passeridae.